Molecule: messenger RNA, 2629 nt
Organism: Hirundo rustica (Barn swallow)
Lineage: Eukaryota; Metazoa; Chordata; Aves; Passeriformes; Hirundinidae
Gene: MLF1
Product: myeloid leukemia factor 1
Exons: 8
Coding region: 62-928 (288 amino acids)
Biological process (GO): regulation of DNA-templated transcription
Cellular component (GO): cytoplasm; nucleus
Source: RefSeq, a predicted model, not a curated record
GCGGCGCGGUGAGGAGGGGCCGCGCGGGGCCGGGGGCGCGCAGAGCGCAGUGGUCGCCGCCAUGUUCGGGGGGCUCGGCAGGUGCUUUGAGGAUGAUCCCUUCUUUAGGGAUCCCUUUGCUGCCCACCACGAGCACAUGAGGCAGGUGAUGAGGAGCUUCUCGGAGCCCUUGGCGCGGGAUCCGUUCCUGAGCCUCCCGGAGGGAAGGGAGAGAGCGGACGGCCGGGCCCGGCAGGACUCGCAGGUGGCCCCCAGGGGAGCUCGCAGGGCCACCAGCUUCUCCCUCAUGCCCUUUGCAGGUUUUGGGAGAGGGCAGGAUGCAGAUUUUGGGGAUCCAUUUUCUGCAAUGGACAGGAUGAUGUCAAACAUGAGGAACAGCAUGCUGGAAAUGCAAAGGAAAUUUGAUGACCUGUCCAUCCAACCUGAAGGACACACUUUCAGCUCCUCCUCCAUGAUGACCUAUUCCAAAAUGGGGGAUGAACCUCCCAAAGUUUUCCAAGCCUCCACCCAAACGCGCACGGCUCCGGGAGGGGUUAAGGAGACAAGAAAAGCACUGAAGGAUUCCGAAAGUGGUCUGGAGAAAAUUGCCAUUGGUCACCACAUUCAGGAUCGGGCUCACGUCAUCAAAAAAUCCAAGAACGCCAAGACUGGGGAUGAGGAGAUGAACCAAGAAUUCAUCAACCUGGAUGAAUCUGAGGCUGACACCUUUGAUCAGGAGUGGCAGAAGGAGAUCAUGAAGUUCAGGCCUUGCCGGAGCAGAGGAGCUGUGGAAGCUCCGAGAAGCAGAAGUGCCCAUUACAGUCCCAGGGAAAAUGCAUCAAGAAGGGAGAGGCCGCUUGGAGCCCCAGGAUCCAGAAUGCCCAGGGAUUCCUUGGAGACUCUCAGUGUGAAAGGAACACAGGUCCCCCUGAAGAGCUCCAAGAAAUAACUGUCCCCAUUCCCUCGGGAUGGAGAUCCCUGGAGCAGAUGAUGGUGCUCAGUGCUCGUGUCCAUAAAAUACACCUGGAUUUGUGACCAAUCUCUGUUCUGUGUUGUGCCUUUGCUCCUCCUGCUCCUCAGCGUCCUUCAAACCUCAGCUCCUCAGUGAAUUCAAACCCAGCAGCUUUCUGCCCAGAAGCACUUUAUGGAACAUCUCCAGUCCUGCUAAAACCAGCUUGGAUUUGCAGAGUUGUUCUGCUCCGGCUGCACCAAUCUCAGGCUUUACUAAGCCUGGUACUGCAGCUCCUCCUUCCCACUCUAAUUUGCACAGAAAGUAAAUUUCCUUUAUUUGGGGUUGCUGAAAUAAUUGCUGUUUUUCUAGGUUAAUUAAUAGAACUUGAAUACACUUUAAAACACUAUUCUCUAAAAUUGUAUUUUAAAUUGUUUCAGAACUCCCCCACUCACCUGGGUGGAACAUGAAGUGAGAGGAAAUACUGAAAUACGACAAUAUUUUAAAUUUAUCAGAGUUUUUAUGUUAAUAAGCUGUGCUUGCACCUCAUUUCCUGUUCCUGUACUGUCAGCUUUGCAUUCCUCAUCCUUUGUUUUUUUUCUGUGGAGUUGGCCCAUCAUUUUCCAUUUGGAGCAUUGUCUGUAGUAUUUAAUUACUUUAAUUAUCCUGUAGUAAUAACAGCGUCCUGAGAUCAGCUGUAACUAGGAGUUACCCAUGGGAAAAAUACCUGGGAGAAAUGAGUUUAACUGGAAUGAUUUCACCCUUUUUGUGUUCUAAGGAGCCCUGGAUACAGGAACCCCUCUCCUUUCUGUGUUCUUUGUGUUUUACUGAGGGUGGAAUGACCCUAAAUCUACAUUUGAUAGUUUAGAAGAGCCAGCAGUGUCUGAGAGCAGGAAAAUCCUGGGAUUCCAGCUGUUCAGUCCCUGUGCUGUUCUACCACACAGAAUUAUCUCUGUGGUGUAGCAGAAAGAAUUUCUGUAAAUUAAAUAACAAAUUAAUUUAAUAACAUUAAAGCAUUACAUAAAUUCAAGGCUCCAUUAUGAUGUAGUCUUUAAAAUUACUGUUUGUUUGUAUGAUAAAAUAGGAUUUAAAGAGUAAUAUUUGUUUGACCAAAAAGCCAAAUCAUAUUUAAUCUCCCUGCAGUUUCCCCAGAUUAUUUUAUUUUAAUAAAUUAAUGUUUAUUAAUGUGCAAACCCAAUCAGCAGCACUUUUGUUGAGCUCUGAAAAGGGAGGGACAAUUACUUGCUUGUGAUCUCUUCCCGAAUUAGAGAGGUAUCAGUGGCAAUAUUAAUGAGUGAUCGAUAUUAAUGGCAAUAAUUGAACCAUUUAAGGUCAGGGGGGCUCGGACACCCCCUAAAAUCAGACCUUGACCCAGGGGCUCAUUUCCCAUCCACCAGAGACAACGUGGAUUCUGCAAUUAACUUACUAGAUAAACGCAUAAUUAACAGCAGCAAUGAUUUCUAUGCUGGAAUUUGAGAAGGAAUCUUGGAGAGCUGCUGCUGUUAAAUGGAAAGUUCACCCGCUGUCUCAGAUUUUUGUGUGAAAUAAAACAAGCACAUCCUGGAUCUUGAAAUGGCAGUGGGGAGAGGUGAAUGUUCCCUCCAGAUCCCUUUGCUACACCAAGAAUGUUCUCCAAUGUAAGACACAAGUUGUGCUCUGUAAAAGCAUCUGAAAUUCUUUAAUAAAGUUAUUUAUUAUUUA